UCAGUGUUACAUACAUUUGUAAACAAAUCUUAAGAAUUUAAAGAAAUUUAUAUAUUUAUCUAUAUAAUCAAUUUUUUAUCAAAUGACUAAAGGAAUAUUCCCUUAUUUUGCUGCGGGUGAGAUCGUCAAAGGAUUUGGUAGAGGCUCAAAAGAUUUAGGAAUUCCGACGGCAAAUUUCCCUCUAAAUGUAGUACAAAAUCUUCCACCUAAUAUUGAGACUGGAAUCUAUUACGGUUUUGCGAACGUAGACAAUGGUCCUGUUCAUGAAAUGGUGAUGAGCAUCGGUUGGAACCCAUUUUUCCAUAAUAAAGAAAAGAGUAUGGAGACCCAUAUAUUACAUGAUUAUAAUCAAGAUCUGUAUGGUUGCAUUCUUAAAGUUUGUAUUCUGGGAUAUAUACGACCCGAAAAAAAUUUCGAUUCCUUGGAUUUAUUAAUAAAUGCUAUAAAAGACGAUAUUCAACAAGCAAAAAAAUUAUGUAAUCUACCAAGUAAUAAGGGGUAUAUAACUUCCAACUUUUUUAAAAAAGGAAACAGUAGCGAUGGAGGAAAUUCAGUGAUAUAAAAUAUAAGUUAAUUAAUUUAAUUAUUUUUGUUGAGUUUGGAAAAUAGACAAAUUAUAAACAGGUAUAUUUUUAAGUUCUUUGGGGGUAAUCAAAUUAUUAGUAUUUGUUGUUAAAGUAAACUAUGAGUUUUUUAAAACUAAAA
Molecule: messenger RNA, 705 nt
Organism: Condylostylus longicornis
Lineage: Eukaryota; Metazoa; Arthropoda; Insecta; Diptera; Dolichopodidae
Gene: Rfk
Product: putative riboflavin kinase
Exons: 1
Coding region: 83-562 (159 amino acids)
Biological process (GO): riboflavin biosynthetic process; FMN biosynthetic process
Cellular component (GO): mitochondrion
Molecular function (GO): riboflavin kinase activity
Source: RefSeq, a predicted model, not a curated record